AAAGAACUUCCUCAGAUAGAAACUUUUUCUACUCUUUCACCUAUCCCGGGAUUCACAAAGUGGCUUGUUGGUCUCCUCUCCUCACAGACAAAAGAACUGGAAAAAAAUGAACUUUUCACAGAGUCAGAACGGCAACAAAUCUCCGAGAUCACAGGGGACCCUACUACUGAAACGCUAAAGAAACUCUUAAACAACAACGAGUGGGUGAGAUCAGAAAAACUGGUCCACGUGCUGCGUUCCCCACUGCUGAGGCUCUGCGCCUGGUAUUUGUACGGGGAGAAGCACCGUGGCUACGCCCUGAACCCCGUGGCCAACUUCCACCUGCAGAACGGGGCGGUGCUGUGGCGCAUCAACUGGCUGGGGGACAGCAGCCCGCGGGGCCUGGCCGCCGCCUGCGGCAUGAUGGUCAACUACCGCUACUUCCUGCCCCACGCCGCCGCCAACAGCGCCGCCUACCUGGGCUCCCAGCACAUCAGGGCCUCCCAGCAGGUCCUGGCCCUGGUGGCUCAGUUCCAGCAGAACAGCAAGCUUUAG
Molecule: messenger RNA, 534 nt
Organism: Merops nubicus (carmine bee-eater)
Lineage: Eukaryota; Metazoa; Chordata; Aves; Coraciiformes; Meropidae
Product: malonyl-CoA decarboxylase, mitochondrial-like
Exons: 1
Biological process (GO): positive regulation of fatty acid oxidation; fatty acid biosynthetic process; acetyl-CoA biosynthetic process
Cellular component (GO): peroxisomal matrix; mitochondrial matrix
Molecular function (GO): malonyl-CoA decarboxylase activity
Source: RefSeq, a predicted model, not a curated record